AUGCGGGAUGUAUAUAACCCGGAGGGUAGCCCUGAUUGUCAGGAUAAAGGAAGCGUGGGGGAUCUUCUAGAGCGUGGAAUCGAUUUGGCAUCGUCAACAUCUGGUGAUCGUCACCAGCGGCGUAGGAUCUUGCAUCCGACGGUUGGCCACUGGAUGCGGGAUACAUCCAAUGCGGUAGCGGGGUUCGAGACAUCUAUGAAAAUUCUGCGGACGUUUGGAAGUCCGUAUAAUUUUUUCUUUCUUCUAGGGCCUGCUCUCACUGAAAAGUGCCAGAAGCUGAUCUCCCGUUGUGUUCGCGGGCUAGGCAUCCACGAUCGUAGCACAACUCACACCGGCGCAAGUAGCGGCAAGGCAAGCAACUGGAGUAGUGACCUUGUAGAAACGCGAAUUGCCUGUGGCCGUGCAAGAGAAGAAAUGGAUCUGGGGAAACGGGCUGGUCGAUGCUUUUGUGAGAGCCUGUGCGUGCCCACUGCGUAUGUGUGUGGCAUUGUGAAGUAUUCAGACAUGCAGCAACACUGCGUCCCUGACAGGAUCCAGCCGUAUAUAUCCCCGAAUCUUAGAAAUCUUUAUUCUAUCAUGAGUUUUUCCGAGGUCCCAUUUUUCCCGUAUUUGACAAAAGAAGCGUAG
Messenger RNA from Aspergillus niger, 627 nucleotides. RefSeq lists its product as uncharacterized. The transcript is spliced from 3 exons. Lineage: Eukaryota; Fungi; Ascomycota; Eurotiomycetes; Eurotiales; Aspergillaceae. The record is from RefSeq and is a predicted model, not a curated record. Bases 1 to 627 code for a protein of 208 amino acids.